AUGAAGAGCGCCCUCUUGUGCCUCUGUCUGGUCAGCACGAUAGGUGCCGCUCCUAUGAAGACCCUCUUUGAGUACCUUCCUCAGGCUGGAGCCCCGCAGCAAAGAAGCGGCCCCUUUGUCCCUCUGGCACAGCCGCCACCACAGCCGGGCCUCAACGCCCCAGUCAGCAUUGAAAUGGUGAUGAUGCCAAAAUACUCCGGUAAUGGUCCAGCUGGAGAGCCCAUCUCACCCCAGGCAUUUCUGAAGUACAAAAUGCCCAAGACGCCCGGCAUGAAGAGUGUGGAGAUUUUCUACCCCAUCGACUACACCCAGCAGCAACAGAUCUUCUCCAGAUAUGGACUGAUGCCACCAAUGCUUCCUCAGCAGAACCAGAACCUGUUCCCGCUCUACACAAUCCCACAGAAUGGUCCCCAAAACCCAUCUCCCCCUCAGGCCCAGGCCCAGCCCCCCCCCAAGGCCCAAGGCCAGGCCCAGGCCCAGCCCGCAGCCCAGGCUAUGCAGUCAGGCACCAAGCUCUCAGGGGCUGCAGUAAACUAAAAGCCUUUACCGAUCUGGCAGGACUCCCCCUCUGAAGGUCAGGACCCCAUUGAGCUGCCUCUCCGGUCCCGCAUGGUGAUGGGGCAGCUCCCUGUUCUCUCUCUGCUUUUACAUUUCGGGAUUUUCACAUGAGGGGCGAGGCAGCGCUGCUCUCUUCACAGAUCGCGGAUGUGCCCCCCCUGGACUGUCCCUUUACUUGCCGUUGUAUUUAUGUCA
This is a messenger RNA of Brienomyrus brachyistius, 753 nucleotides long. RefSeq names its product secretory calcium-binding phosphoprotein 5 (gene scpp5). The transcript is spliced from 10 exons. NCBI's taxonomy places the organism in Eukaryota, Metazoa, Chordata, Actinopteri, Osteoglossiformes, Mormyridae. The record is from RefSeq and is a predicted model, not a curated record. The coding region runs from base 1 to 537 and encodes 178 amino acids.